Molecule: messenger RNA, 2521 nt
Organism: Gamsiella multidivaricata
Lineage: Eukaryota; Fungi; Mortierellomycota; Mortierellomycetes; Mortierellales; Mortierellaceae
Product: major facilitator superfamily domain-containing protein
Exons: 5
Coding region: 185-2134 (649 amino acids)
Biological process (GO): transmembrane transport
Molecular function (GO): transmembrane transporter activity
Source: RefSeq, a predicted model, not a curated record
UCCCUUAUCCCCGGCCUUUUUCUUUGCGGAUUACCCCUCUCUUCACUCUUCACUCUUCAUUCUCCACUCUCCACUCUCCAUAUUUCCUUCACUCAAUUGCCCAUCCACCCUCAAUUAGCCCGCAUUCAAUAAUUUGAUCCGCAAACCCCGUUCACACAUCCUUUCCACAUAUCCUCAACACAGCAUGCCCAUGAAGGACGGUAGUAUCCUUUCACGGACAUCCAGCUCCACAACCACUCGUCUAGAGACAGAUAUUGCUCCCUCGCACGACCACCCUAAAGAUAAAAUCCAGCCCACAUCUACCACCAUCCUAUCAGAUAAGAAGACAGGUGUCGAGUAUGAGGCCGGGAAGGGCAACACCGACUCAAGGAGUAUAAUCGACAUCGAGAGCGGUGUUCCAGUCAACGAAGAGAAGACAGAGGAGCAGAUCCUCGCACAGGAGGUGCAGACCCUACCCAUGAAGCAGCUCCUGCCUGCGUUUUUGGGUGUCGCAUUAACCAUGUUCAUGGCUGCAUUGGACAACAGUAUCGUAUCGACAGCUCUGCCCAAGAUCGGAACCGAGUUUGCGGCGUCCAAUCAAGUAGAGCUUGUCUUUACGUGUUAUGUUAUCACUGCCAAUGCUUUUCAAGGUCUGUGGGGCCGUUGUUCCAACAUCUUUGGCCGCAAGCCUACGGUGUUUGUGGUGGUCAGCAUCUUUGUCCUCGGCUCUAUCCUUUCCGGUGCCAGCAGGUCGAUGAACAUGUUCCUCGGCUGCCGCGCCCUCGCGGGCAUGGGUGCCGGUGGUAUCUUCUCACUCUCCAACAUCAUUAUUGCGGAUCUGGUCUCGAUCCGGGACCGUGGCAAGUUCCAGGGGUUCAUCUCGGCCGUGUUUGCUAUUUCAGCGUUGGUUGGACCGGUCAUGGGAGGGGCGUUCGUGGACAAGGUCAGUUGGCGGUGGUGCUUUUACAUCCAGGUAGCCCUGGGUGCGAUCACGAUCCCGACGAUGGCGAUUAUGUUGAAGCUGCCAAGACCCAAGGGGGAUGUGUGGCAGAAAUUGGUGGCCAUUGACUGGGCAGGGACGUUCUUUAUGGCCACGACGACUGUGUUCUUGUUGUUGCCGACAAACCUUGGAGGAAACAUGUAUCCAUGGAAAUCACCAUUGAUCAUCACGUUGUAUGUGUUGGCGAUUCCUUCCAUCGCCGCGUUCCUUUACGUCGAGGCAUACUAUGCCAAGCAUCCCAUUGUUCCUUCAUAUCUUUGGAAGAACAGAAACGUCGUGACCUUGUUCGGCCUCAAUGUCUUCAUGGGCAUGACUUUCUGGACCCUGAUCUUCUAUCUCCCUAUUUAUUUCCAGAUUAUCGAACACGAGACAGCAACAGCAGCUGGUUUGACCAUGAUUCCUCUCGAGGCUGGAAUCUUCAUUUCAUCCAACAUCGCCGGCGUGCUCGUCUCAAAGUUUGGCAAGUACCGCCCUUAUGUUUUCACCGGCACUGGAAUCUCCGUCGUUGGUAUCGGUCUUUGUCUUGUCUUGGCCAAUACCUCUUCCAAGGCCAUUCAUGUUGUUGUGUUGCUCGUCUGCGGUCUUGGUAUCGGACAACUGUUCCCUUGCCUGAUUGUUGCGAUCCAGGCCUCGGUCGAGCGUCAGGAUUUGGCGACAGUCUCUGCAUUGCACAAUUUCUUCCGUAUGACCGGAUCCGGAUUCGGAGUCGCCAUUAACGGAGCCUUGUUCCAGAACCAACUCAAGAGCUCUUUGGAUCGGUCGAACGUACCUGCAGAAUACGUCGAAAUGGCUGUGUCAUCCGCACAGAGGAUCGUCAACAUCCCAAUUGAGUUCCGGGGUGAGGUCGAGGGUAUUUAUCUGAACAGUAUGAAGACCGUCUUCAAGGCCACGAUUCCUAUGGCGGCGAUCAUGUUCCUGUUAACGUUCAACUUGAGACAUAUAAGACUGAACUCCAAGACAGGAGCUGCUCCAAGUCGUGCUUCAUCGCCGCCACCAGCAACGACAAUAAUGGAGGAGGAAAAGAUAGCUGUGAUGGACGAGAAGGAUCUCGAGGGCCAACGCGGUGCGGCGGUCAGCAGCAGCCUGAACGGUGGAAGCAAAGAGGAGUUUGUUGAAGAGAAUCAAACUGAAUCUAAAAAGAGCGCGCUGCGAUGAGAUGCGCACGCGCUUGAUUGACUAAUACGCUUGCACCUCCAUUUUCGCAUUUCUAUUGUAGUUGUAGUUUUUCUCUCUAAUAAACUCGAGUAAUUCUUAGUAGAAAGCCUCGUGUUUACGUGAUCUAACCUUGCUGGAAAGGGGGGAGGGAAGAACAUAAUAAGUCAUUUUCGUGCGCAACCUGCGCACGACGAUCCCUUUCUCACCCUCUCUCUUAUUCUAAUCGAGUGGGACAUGCUCUUGGUCGGUGGAAUGGGCCGAUGGAACACUUUACUAUGCUACAGCCCACGUAGAUGCAUGACCAUGCGGGCAAAAAGAUGUAUGAAUGCAUCGAAUGGGCACAGAUCGCAUGUGGCGUUGGGAAUGUCACUUUGCUCUGUGUUCUUG